CUCGGAGCCGCUGGAAUGACAAAUACGAAUCUACGGUGUGUUUUCGUUACAAAACGACAACUUUUCGAAUGUAAUACUGGCGAACCACCAAUACGUCUGGCACACUGCGAAAGCGGUAUGGCUCGUGCAUUACGCCAAGUGCUAACGAUGGUGUUGAAAGCAGUGAAAAAGUUGAAGAGUGCAAAACAUGAAGGUAGAUCAAAGAAGAGAACCAUUUCAAAAGGUGAAAAACAAUUGAAUGAUGACAUCGAGCACGAAAUUUUUGAUAAAACGAACAACGAUGAAAGUGAAGAAUCUCAAAAAUUGACUAAACGCGUCGGUGAUAAACGGAAAAAGUUGAAGCGAACUGAGCAGACUUUGAAGAAAAGGAAACGCUCACAAGAUGAAACAAUCGUUGAUGACGGUAUUGAAUCAUCUUCGGAGCAAUGCAAAACCUCUGCUGAAGAUGUUCGAAGCGUUAAAAUUUCCAAUGAAGAAGAAUUUGAUGCGACUAAAUUAAGAGGUCUUCUUUUGAAGUAUCGACUGAGUGAUAUUCAUUCAGCAUCACGUUGUUUAUUUCUUAAAGUGGAUCAGUCAGAUCCGUCCGCCUUACUCGUGCACAACAUACCUCCGUUUAUUGCUGUCGUCAAAUACGUUAGUGAAUAUCGAAAAGCAAUCGUAUCCCCGGAUGAGCUUCAGCAACGAGUGGAUAAAUUCUUUGAGGUUUAUGAUAAGAAAGUAGUGGAGGAGAAACGGAAAGCAAAGAAAAUGCACAAUGUACCUGAUGAGGAGGGAUGGAUUACAGUUACUAGAUCGCGCUUCAAGCCAGUUCCGGCCGCAGUAGUGGUGAAGAAUAAAGAUGAUUUGUUGAAGUUGACGAAGAAUAAAAAGAAAUUGACUCCUCUGGGUAAGUAUGGCGGUCGUCAUACGGUUACAGUAUUGCCUGGCGAUGGGAUCGGACCAGAAAUGGUUUCGCAUCUAGAAAGGAUAUUCCGUUUUGCAAAUGUUCCAGUUGAUUUCGAAGAAGUUCCACUGACGACGGAUUCUGGCCAAGACGAUUUCGAGCAUGCUCUUGUUUCAGUGAAACGCAAUGGAGUGGCGCUUAAGGGCAAUAUCGAAACGCAGUUCGAUGAUCCAUCAUUCACGUCGAGAAAUGUCGAGUUGAGGAGACGUUUGGAUUUGUUCGCGAACGUUUUGCACUGUUCAUCGAUACCGACGAUUCGAUCGAAACAUCAAAACAUCGAUAUCGUUCUGAUUCGCGAGAAUACCGAAGGGGAAUACUCUGGCCUUGAACACGAGGCUGUCCACGGAGUCGUUGAAAGUAUCAAGAUUAUAACGCGAUAUAAUAUCGAACGUAUUGCACGAUUCGCAUUCGAAUACGCGUUGUUGAACAACCGCAAGAGGGUCACUUGCAUUCAUAAGGCGAAUAUACAGAAACUUGGCGAUGGCCUUUUCCUGCAGGUGUGUCGCGAGAUGGCAUCGAGGGAAUACCCAUCGAUUCAACUCGACUCGAUGAUAGUCGACAAUGCUUCAAUGCAACUCGUAUCAAAACCACAGCAAUUCGAUGUCAUGUUAAUGCCCAAUUUAUAUGGCAAUAUUAUAUCGAAUAUCGCCUGUGGACUUGUCGGAGGUCCGGGACUCGUCUCUGGCAUCAAUAUCGGAUGCAAAUAUGCUGUCUUUGAGACUGGAACUCGUAAUACGGGAAAGGAGUUGGCCGGGAAAGACUUGGCCAAUCCGACAGCAUUUCUGUGUGCUGGAGUUGAUAUGUUGCGAUAUUUGCAUUUACAGCAGCACGCAGAUUUGAUAUCGAAUGCAUUAUUCAAGGUGGGUGCUUUAUUGCAUCGAGUUUGUGAUUAUAUCAGAGCAUUGUAUCCUCCUCCUCCUCCAGCAUAUCCUCCUGAACUGUAUCCUCCUCCCCCACCCAUAGCAUACCCACCAGGUCGGGCAUAUCCACCACCGCCACCAGGCCCACCUCCACCGAUUAUACCCAUCACUGGGAUCAGUUGA
This is a messenger RNA of Anisakis simplex (herring worm), 1986 nucleotides long. The record is from the annotation of a GenBank genome assembly. Lineage: Eukaryota; Metazoa; Nematoda; Chromadorea; Rhabditida; Anisakidae.